Molecule: messenger RNA, 1413 nt
Organism: Botrytis fragariae
Lineage: Eukaryota; Fungi; Ascomycota; Leotiomycetes; Helotiales; Sclerotiniaceae
Product: putative chlorogenic acid esterase precursor protein
Exons: 4
Coding region: 1-1413 (470 amino acids)
Molecular function (GO): carboxylic ester hydrolase activity
Source: RefSeq, a predicted model, not a curated record
AUGGUUGGAUUGAUUAAAGCUGUGGCUUCUAUCUUGGUUAUUGACUCUGGUUCAUUGCUUGCAAAUGCAAGACCAAUAGUCUUGAAACCAAGAAGCACGAAUAAUUCGGAGACUUUCAGUAUUAAAGCUCCGCUUGUGCUUCAGACAUCUAGUGGAAUUGUUCAUGGUGCCAUCAACGAAAGCGUCCCCUUAACCAGAAACUUUCUGGGUAUUCCGUGCGCACAAUCAACAUUCGGUGAGAAUCGUUUUCGAAAAGCACAACCACUUCCUGCGUCCGCAGCGCAACAAAUCAUCCACGCCGAUGCAUUCAACCUCAACUACCCCCAGUAUGAAGCAACCCCUGCAUCUGUCUACACUGACGUGAGACGUGAAUAUUUCAUCCAAAGUGCCAACGGAGAUGGUUGUUUAAGCGUCAGUGUUUGGGCACCAUUGUACCCGACCAAGGACAAAGUCCCUGUGAUCGUUUGGAUUUAUGGAGGUGGUCAGACCACAGGUGGUUCAUCUGUACCUUACCAAAAUCCACAACGAUGGGUCCAGCGUACUCAAUCGCAUAUUGUCGUCUCAUUGCAAUACAGGCUGAACUUUUUCGCCGCCCUCGAAUGGAUUCGAGACAAUAUCGCCGCUUUCGGUGGUGAUCCUUCGAGCAUGGUACUUUGGGGUCAAUCAGCUGGUGCUACUCUGACUGGAGCUCCCAGCACUGGCUGGCCAGAUGAUCCAAUUGUCACUGGAUUUAUCCAAGAUUCCGGUGCUGUCGAGGGCCAGGGUGUCCAUACCGUUUAUACUGAUACCACUCACUCGAACUUUACCUUUUUGGCAAAUGAGCUUGGAUGCACUGGUAGUACCACAAGUCAGGUUGAGUGUAUGAGCACUUAUCCACAAGCUGAUAUCGAGGCGUUUAUCCAAUAUUGGACUGAUGCUGGCAAGACGCCUGCGUUGAUUGAUGGAGCUUCCACCGCUGCACUCUCCUCCGGUCCUCCUAACAUCGAGGGGCCAACACCCGAAAAGGAAUUAGCGGCUACGUUACACGUUCGUUGCGGCGUCGUAGCCGAAGCGCAAAUCCGACAAUCUCUCAACGCAACAACCUACCGCUUUGAAUAUUCCGACAACUUUAGUAAUCUCUCACCACUCCCCUUCAUGGGAGCGUAUCAUUCCAGUGGACUGCCCAUGAGUUUUGGAACAUAUGCUGAUGUUGGUGGAGACGGAACCCGAUUCCAGAAGAAUACUAGUGAGGCAAUGCAAGAUCUUUGCUUGACGUUCGCAAGGGAUCCCGAGAAUGGAUUGAGCAACGCGGGGUGGCCUAAAUAUGAAGAGGGCAGCGUGGAGGUACUGGGAGGUGAGCAAAACGGCACCCAAGUUACACAUUAUGCGACGCCAAAGGCGGGGAUCGAGGACGCUUGUCUUACUUAUACUUGA